AGUCUGACAUUUUAGAUUUAUUAUUGUUUAAAUUUAGAUAUAUUUUCUCCCAAUCUGAUCUGAGGGUGAAAAGGUAAACCUGAUCUGACGGUCUUGAUCAAGGUGCAUCGUGCACCCGUUCGUACUCCAGUUAACGAGUCAAUUAUUUUCUCUGAAGACAUGUACGAGCAGCCGGUUGUAGCUGUGGGGACUCUUUAACCUUUUCUUCUUUUUCUUUUUCAGUGCUAAAAUUUACACAGAAAGAAGUAAAGAGAAGAGCCUAGUUAUGGCUUACUCUUCUCCCAAUCUUUCUUCAAUUCCACACCUUCCUUCUUUCACUUUAAAACCUUCCCCUCCUCACUCAAGCUCAAGGUUGGUUUCAGCUCAGAUAAGAUCUAGUUUGGAGAAUGAGAGCUGUACUACUGGAGUUUCAAAUGAUUCAUUAGAACCUGCUAAGAAGAAGGCAGCUGAGUUGCCAACAUCGCGGCGUAUGUGUCUUACAUGCUUAUGUUCAAGCCUGGCUUUAAUCAGUAGUUCUAGCAGCUCUGCUUCUGCAGUAUCAGCAAUGGCUAUGGAUGGGAAUGAAAGGGCUGUAUGCCGGAAUUGUUCAGGGAGUGGUGCUGUACUUUGUGAUAUGUGUGGUGGUACAGGAAAAUGGAAGGCUCUCAACAGGAAACGUGCUAAGGAUGUUUAUGAGUUUACUGAAUGUCCAAACUGUUAUGGUCGGGGGAAACUGGUGUGUCCUGUUUGUUUAGGUACCGGUUUACCGAAUAACAAAGGUCUUCUAAGGAGGCCUGAUGCACAGAAAUUGCUUGACAAGAUGUACAACGGUCGACUUUUGCCAAGUUCUUAGACCCGUCAUGCCCCUUGGACCCAGAUGUUAUUGUCAUUGGCAUCAUGGUAAUUUAGUUUACAAAACUUAUCGGUUACUUUAGUGAAACUUGGAAAAUAUUUCCCGACCUAAAUACUACAAUCUUGUUUGUUUUGACAAUACAAUUUUGAUCUUUGUAACCGAUUUAUUUUUGUUUAAUAUGGAGAGGACAAUAGACCACAUUGUUAGA
Messenger RNA from Gossypium raimondii (Peruvian cotton), 1040 nucleotides. RefSeq names its product protein PHOTOSYSTEM I ASSEMBLY 2, chloroplastic. The record is from RefSeq and is a predicted model, not a curated record. The transcript is spliced from 5 exons. Lineage: Eukaryota; Viridiplantae; Streptophyta; Magnoliopsida; Malvales; Malvaceae. The coding region runs from base 266 to 832 and encodes 188 amino acids.